This is a messenger RNA of Coccinella septempunctata (seven-spotted ladybird), 1685 nucleotides long. RefSeq names its product annexin B9. The coding region runs from base 127 to 1098 and encodes 323 amino acids. The record is from RefSeq and is a predicted model, not a curated record. The transcript has 6 exons. Lineage: Eukaryota; Metazoa; Arthropoda; Insecta; Coleoptera; Coccinellidae. Gene Ontology annotation, molecular function: calcium-dependent phospholipid binding; calcium ion binding. Gene Ontology annotation, cellular component: cytoplasm.
GCGUUCGGAUAUACAAAUCGUCGGGUCUCUUGAUAUAAGGUUAGUCCCUCUCGCACCGUACUAGUAAGCGUACCUGAUCAAUCAAAGUGAAUUUUUUGUUCUAGUUAACCUAAUACAACUUCCAAGAUGUCAACUGGCCAGCAAUACUACCCAUUCAAAUGUACCCCAACCGUUUAUCCUGCAGAUCCGUUCGACCCCGUAGAAGAUGCAGCCACCCUCAAAAAAGCCAUGAAAGGCUUUGGUGCCGACGAGAAGGCCAUCAUAGAUGUUUUGGCACGAAGAGGCAUCGUUCAGAGGCUUGAGAUUGCCGAAACUUUCAAAACUUCCUAUGGCAAAGAUUUAGUAUCUGAACUGAAAAGCGAGCUCGGUGGAAAGUUUGAGGAUGUUAUGGUGGCUUUGAUGACCCCCCUGCCUCAGUUUUACGCCAAAGAACUCCACGAUGCCGUCGCUGGAAUCGGGACCGACGAAGAAGCUAUUAUUGAAAUUUUGUGCACCUUAUCUAACUACGGAAUCAGAACGAUUGCCCAAUUUUACGAAAACAUGUAUGGUAAACCCCUCGAAAAAGACUUGAAAGAUGAUACUUCUGGCCACUUUAAAAGACUGUGCAUUUCUCUAUGCCAGGCCAAUCGUGAUGAAAACCAAGGUGUGAAUGAAGCUCAAGCCACCGCUGAUGCCGAAUCCUUAAUUAGCGCAGCCGAUGGUUGGGGUACAGAAGAAUCCGAAUUCAACAAAAUCUUGAUUACAAGAAGUUAUCAACAGUUGAGGGCAACAUUUGCUGAAUACGAAAGAUUAUCUGGGAAAGAUAUCGAAGCUGCAAUCAAAAAAGAAUUUUCUGGAAGCAUAGAGAAAGGACUACUUGGAAUCGUUAAGUGUGUGAAGAGCAAAGUUGGUUAUUUCGCUGAACGUCUUCAUGACAGUAUGGCAGGUUUGGGAACCAACGAUAAAACUCUGAUCAGAAUAGUCGUUUCAAGAUCUGAAAUCGAUCUGGCUGAUAUCAAACAGGCCUUCUUGGACAAAUACGGAAAAACUUUGGAAAGCUGGAUCCAGGGUGAUACGUCCGGAGACUACAAACGAGUUCUUUUGGCCAUCAUCGACUAAUUCACCAAUUUCUUAUACAUGUUAAGCGCCAUCACUGUGCCCUACUACUACUAUUAAAUGCAAGCUUAUCGAAACUGCCACGAAUGAAUUUUCGAUAAUUUUUUAUAUAUUUUAUAUAUUUGCAGGAUAAAGCUCCCAGUCAACUUAAAUAUGUACUGACAGUUUUGAGUUUAGUUGGAGGUUGUUGAGAUAUUCAGAACUCAGGAAAUGAAAAGUUGAACUUUUUUAAUAACAUGUACCAUUCAGAAUGAAUUGAAUGAUUAUAUUAUAUGAAAACAAUUUUUAUAUCAAAUAAUAAUAUAUCCUGUUAGUAUUGAGAUUUGUAUUCCCAUAUCUUGUUUAUUGAUUAGUUGAAGAAAAUUGUUGCUAUAUGUCUAACCACAAAGUAUUUAUUCAAAUUAUGUUGUAUUUGUUAGUAAACGCUUGACAAAGUAGAAAUGUAGAUGAUAUUGAGAUUUGGGGAAUAUUCAAAAUUGUUCAAAUAAUUACUGAGAUCUAGGGCACGUUUCCCUCCUAUGUAUUAUAUUUUGAGAUAUUUUUCAGAUGUGCUUUAUAUGGGGCUUUUCGAAUAAAACUGUUAAAAUGCA